This is a messenger RNA of Drosophila hydei, 1065 nucleotides long. RefSeq names its product TM2 domain-containing protein almondex (gene amx). The record is from RefSeq and is a predicted model, not a curated record. NCBI's taxonomy places the organism in Eukaryota, Metazoa, Arthropoda, Insecta, Diptera, Drosophilidae. The coding region runs from base 110 to 916 and encodes 268 amino acids. The transcript has a single exon.
UGCGUAUCAUUGUAUCGAUAAUAUUGCCUAUGGGUGCUAUCGCAUUUACAACCAAAACAUCAAGAAACUUCAGCUCAAAGAUAUUCCAGAAUAGAAGCCUUUAGCAAAAAUGGGACAACAGCGAGAGUGCAUUGUCGUCAACAUGCGUUCGGCGGUAGCGCUGAUCAUCAUAUUCGUACUGACUGGCAUAAGAAAUAGCGAAACCGCCAGCGGGGACAACCAAAUGGAUCUAACGGACAUCAAGAGUGAGCAGCGAAAGGACAGCAACAAUGCAGGCAACAACAACAACGAUAACGUGGUAUUUGUGCCAGCAUUGGCUAACAUGGGCAGUAAGUCACCAGUUGCUGGCGACAACAACAACAACGGCAACAACACCACGAACAUGCUAUGCCCCUUGGAUAAAGAAACACCCUGUGAACGGUUGCACUUCCCAUGCAUUCGCUGCACAUACAAUUUUAAUUGCCUGUACGGCCGCGAUAUAAACAUCACGUGCGAGGCAGCCAACAAUGUUCAAUGCAGCGGAGAGCGCUCGUUUCAGCGUCAAAUGAAUUGUCGCUAUUGCUACCAAACUGAAAUGUGGCAACAGAACUGUGAACAGCAUGCCAAUUGCAAUUCGGCAGCAGAGAAAUACUAUCGCACCAAUUGCACUGUGCACCAGGAUGUGUUCUGUCUGGGCAGCCGCUCGUUUACUCGCAAUUUGCGUUGUAAUUGGACACAGGGCUAUCGCUGGAGCACUGCUCUGCUCAUCAGCCUCACUUUAGGCGGCUUUGGCGCCGACCGUUUCUAUUUGGGCCACUGGCAAGAAGGCAUUGGCAAGCUGUUCAGCUUUGGUGGCCUCGGCGUCUGGACAAUCAUCGAUGUGCUGCUUAUAUCUAUGCACUAUUUGGGCCCUGCCGACGGUUCACUCUAUAUUUAAUCCGGCGAGCAGCCCCGCUUUUGUCAAUGUCCAUAUGUAAUGGACAGUGUAAGAGGUUAUGGGGUAAUUACCUAAGAUGCGUAUCAUAUAAAUUCAGUUUGCAAUUUUCAACAUUUCUAGUUUAUAACGCAUGAUUAAUAAGACAAUUG